This is a messenger RNA of Myripristis murdjan (pinecone soldierfish), 3027 nucleotides long. It is a transcript of the gene eif4a1a, whose product is annotated as eukaryotic translation initiation factor 4A1A. The transcript has 11 exons. The record is from RefSeq and is a predicted model, not a curated record. The coding region runs from base 86 to 1300 and encodes 404 amino acids. Gene Ontology annotation, molecular function: ATP binding; nucleic acid binding; RNA helicase activity. NCBI's taxonomy places the organism in Eukaryota, Metazoa, Chordata, Actinopteri, Holocentriformes, Holocentridae.
GCGCUCGGCUGCAAUGGGAGCGCUUCUUUGCGUGUCACGUCGACGUAUAUAAAACAUUUCUGCCUCACUCUCUUCCUUUGUGAUAAUGUCUGCUGAGUACGAUGACAGAGACAAUGGCCCCGAGGGCAUGGAGCCAGAUGGCAUCAUUGAGAGUAACUGGAGCGAGAUCGUCGACAGUUUCGAUGAGAUGAAACUGCGUGAGACUCUGCUCAGGGGAAUCUAUGCCUAUGGUUUUGAGAAGCCCUCGGCUAUCCAACAGAGAGCCAUUAUCCCUUGUAUCAAGGGUUAUGAUGUGAUUGCUCAGGCCCAGUCAGGCACUGGGAAGACAGCAACCUUUGCCAUUUCCAUCCUGCAGCAGAUCGAUGUGGCUACGAAGGCCUCUCAAGCUCUGGUCCUGGCCCCCACCAGGGAGCUGGCUCAGCAGAUCCAAAAGGUGAUCCUGGCCCUGGGUGACUACAUGGGAGCCACUUGCCAUGCUUGUAUUGGAGGGACCAAUGUCCGCAAUGAAGUCCAGAAGCUGCAGGCCGAAGCCCCCCACAUUGUGGUUGGAACCCCUGGCCGAGUCUUUGACAUGCUCAACCGCAAGAUGCUCUCUUCCAAGAACAUCAAGAUGUUUGUGUUGGACGAGGCCGAUGAGAUGCUGAGUCGAGGGUUCAAGGAUCAGAUCUACGAGAUCUUUCAGAAACUAAGUAGCAGCACACAGGUCGUGCUACUCUCUGCCACCAUGCCAGCUGAUGUCCUGGAGGUUACCAAGAAGUUCAUGCGUGAGCCCAUUCGGAUCUUGGUCAAGAAGGAGGAGCUGACCCUGGAGGGUAUCCGUCAGUUCUACAUCAAUGUGGAGAAGGAGGAGUGGAAGCUCGACACACUGUGUGAUCUCUAUGAAACCCUGACCAUCACCCAGGCCGUCAUCUUCAUCAACACCAGGAGGAAGGUGGACUGGCUCACCGAGAAGAUGCAUGCCAGGGACUUCACUGUCUCUGCCCUGCAUGGUGACAUGGACCAGAAGGAGAGAGACCUGAUCAUGAGGGAGUUUCGCUCUGGCUCCAGUCGGGUCCUCAUCACCACUGAUCUGCUGGCCAGAGGCAUUGAUGUCCAGCAGGUCUCCCUUGUGAUCAACUAUGACCUACCCACCAACAGAGAGAACUACAUUCACAGGAUUGGACGAGGUGGUCGUUUUGGCAGGAAAGGCGUGGCCAUCAACAUGGUGACUGAGGAUGACAAGCGGACCCUGAGGGACAUUGAGACCUUCUACAACACCACCGUAGAGGAGAUGCCCAUGAAUGUGGCCGAUCUCAUCUAGAAGAAUCCGCCCGCCCUUUGUCCAGCCCCGUCCCCUCAAUUUAAGAAGUCAAACCUCAAGUCCUUGCUGAUCUGAUGUGGAUUCUCCAUAAGAACUUCUGUUUCUUUGCUUAAUCCUACCAUGGCUUUACAAAAGACUGCAGACUUUAUGCUUUUCUUGUUUCCUUUAAUUCUAAUUCCUAACCUAGAAAUUGUUUUGGCUGUCCCAGGUAGGAGAGGAGUCAAUUACUAGCCUGCUCUAUCUGCCUGGAGUUCAGUAUUCAAGUCAUGGCCUUAAUAUUUCCUCUUUAUAGUCCUACCCAACAAAAAGCUGACUGAAAGCAUUAAUCUGAAACAUUUCAGUGCUAGUCCUUCCUUGAGGGACAUGCAUGCAAUUUUUUUUAACUGAAAUGUUGUGCGAAUAAGUAUGAAGUUGUUAAAAUACCAACAGUAUCCCCUUUUGCACAAAGCAUAGCUAACGUUAACAGACUUGAAAUCAGGAAACUGUAAUGUUAUUAAUGAAAACAUGACUAAUGUAUUAAAUUGAAAUACAAAUUAAGCAUAUAUCAAAAUAACAUGCUACCAGCAUUGGUGUUAGCAUUGUUAUAAAGUUGUGAAAUUUUAACUUGUCAUCUGUCAGUUGUCAAUUUAUCCUGUGAAAUCUGAUUGCUGUUGGCACUUUGAGGCCACCAUAAACUAGCGGCAAGCUGACUGCUAACAGUAAAGUUAGGACUGAAGGAGAUUAGGAUUGCCUCAAAGACUGCAGCUCAGUCUUGACUGAAUCAAAACAAAAUGACCUAAAUGAAUUGAUAGACUUUUAGAAAGCGUUCCAUUUGACCAGAAUAGUACUUACAGGUAGGACCUUAAGUGUACUUGCAGAAACGACCUCUUAAGGAGAAAAUCCAUAAUCAUGUCAAGAGAACGGGGUUUUGGGCCUCAAUAUCCAGGGCAACUUCAAUAAAGAGACCUGUAUAGUAAAAUCCAUCAUGAAUGACUUGUUUCCCCCUUUGAUCUUUUUCUCUGCUGUGCGAUUCUUGUUCGUACUGCCUAACUUGUAUAGUCAAAGUUGUGAGGUAGAAUUCUUAAGUUUGAGACCGACUUCAUGGUGCUGACUGCAGUUGGGAGGCACAGACACAGUGGUGAGUGUGUGGACAACUUGCCUCUGCUUUUCACGAUUUUGGUUGGAUUUUCAUCACUAGCUCUUGAUAUACGUACUUGUUUGAUUUUUUUUUUCUUUUUUUUUUCCCUGCCAAGAAAUAUCAGAUAUUUGAUAAGGUGGUGUCACUAUUGUAACCUACCUCACCAAAAUGUUAGAGGGGGUCUUUGACAUGAAAGGACCAAACUGCAGAUGAUUGAAUAUAUAGAGAUUAUAGCUUUUUUCCUUUUCUUUUUUUAUGUUGAAAACAAAAAUGCCUGUCGUUGGGGGGGUGGGUGUCUGGGUUAGAAGAACAGUAAUGUUCUAGGGGUUUAUGCUCAGUGCUAUUUUUUAAAUGACUUUAUUAAAAAUGUGAUGGAAUUGUUAACCUUUUUGAGACAGAAGCCAUGUAUCAACUUUUCUACAUCGGAUUCUGUAUAGUAUUUAUUUUAAUGGUUUUAAAAAUAAAGGUAUUACUCCUUUUUAACAAGUAUAAACUGGCCUUUGAAUUGUGUCAUGAAGUGGAAACUCUUAGGUCAGCUCAACAUGUACAAAGGUGGUGUGUAUUUUAUUGCCCUGCAAUAAAUGAACAGGCUCAUUCACAGCAAAAACGA